Molecule: messenger RNA, 1251 nt
Organism: Piliocolobus tephrosceles (Ugandan red Colobus)
Lineage: Eukaryota; Metazoa; Chordata; Mammalia; Primates; Cercopithecidae
Product: zinc finger CCCH domain-containing protein 7A-like
Exons: 3
Coding region: 37-516 (159 amino acids)
Biological process (GO): miRNA processing
Molecular function (GO): miRNA binding; metal ion binding
Source: RefSeq, a predicted model, not a curated record
CUGCUUAAAGUAAUUCAUUUUUCUUUAGUACAAGAUAUGGAGCAAUUUUAUGAACUAUGGCUAAAGAGUCAAAAAAAUGAAAAAAGUGAAGAUGUAGCCAGUCAGUCAAACAAGGAAAAUGGAAAACAAAUUCACAUGCCAACAGAUUAUGCUGAAGUUACAGUGGACUUUCACUGCUGGAUGUGUGGCAAAAACUGCAACAGUGAGAAGCAGUGGCAGGGCCACAUCUCCUCCGAGAAGCACAAAGAGAAGGUUUUCCACACCGAGGACGACCAGUACUGCUGGCAGCACCGCUUCCCAACAGGCUAUUUCAGUAUUUGUGAUAGGUAUAUGAAUGGCACCUGCCCAGAAGGAAACAGCUGUAAAUUUGCACACGGAAACGCCGAACUUCAUGAAUGGGAAGAAAGAAGAGAUGCCCUAAAGAUGAAGCUCAACAAAGCACGAAAAGAUCACUUAAUUGGCCCAAAUGAUAAUGACUUUGGAAAAUAUAGUUUUUUGUUUAAAGAUUUAAACUAAUAUGCUGGCUUUUAUGUAUGAUACCUAAUCAGAGCAUUGACCAGAAAAAUUGAAAGUGUUCUAAGGCACAUAGCAGAGGAGCUGCAGAUUUUCUGCUUGUAUUGGCGUAUAUCGUUCCUCCUGAGCAGCAACCCACAGUAGGUAGGAAAAUGGGCUGUUUCACAGGCCUGGCCACGCUGUCACAGAACCAUUGGCAUCAGAUGGUGAAGUGACCGCUACCCGGUUGCCAUCUGUUGAACAGACUUUUGGAUGAAGUGUGUUGGGGAAGAAGAUAAAGUUAUAUCUAGGACAACUCUUUGAGUUGGUCCUUCAUAUAAGAAUCAUGACGGUAAGAGAAUAAACACUUGUACUGGGAUCAGAAUACAUGAUGGAUGAAAUUCUUUACAUGUUUUAGCAGAAUGAAUUUGUUUAAUAUAAUAAAGUUUGCUACUUAUCUGUAUGUAGGUUGCUAAAAAGGAUUUUCUUAACUCAGAUUUUAAGCCAAAUAACCAUUUAACACUAGUAUUUGUUAAAUGGGGUAUUUUUCUGUAUUUGUAUGUUUCACUAUAAUAAGGGAAUUAAGGAUAAUGUGCAUUGAGAAUAUUUUGAAAAAUAAUUAAUUGACUCAAAUUUUAUUUCUUGGUCUUUUGCUGUUUAAAUGAUGAUUUUGAAAGAUUAAACUUGUACUGUUGGUAUUGUGUUAGUGUAUGGACCAAUACUGCCUGUAAUAAAGAUUUUAUAUAUAGAUGCCUUUCA